CCAAGAGUGGAGCGCGUUUUGCCCCUUCUUUUCCAAAGGCAACGGAGCAGUCUCGCCCGAGAAAAGAGAAGAACCUCCUUGAGGCCUACUAGCCAGGGUAUUUGGAACACGGCCGAUCAGUACCUACGACGCGUACCUGACAAACGGACGAGGAAACUUUUACACGUUGAACGAAAGAAGUCAGGAACGGUGCUCGAACUGAAAAAGUCCAUAAAGAUUGUCAAAUAUGUCGGAGGGUUGCACAAGGUGCAGGGGCGCCAACUACACAGGAAGUUCUUUGCAACUGAGCUCGACUGCUGCUGGUGGAACCGGAACAGGAUCAGGGACUGUACCAAGUUGCACGACUGCACGAAAAGUACAGGUGCGAGCAAAAGUUCUCUAUGGUUCAGGAAAGGCCAUAGCGAACAUGCAAGCUCAGGAAAAGGCCGCAAGACACUGACAAGAAUCACAGUGUUUUCCCUUUCCUCGAUAUUGGCCCGCGACCUGUUGAAGAACCACGAGCAAACUGACGUACAACGAUCUUCGCCAAUCCUGGAGGAAGAUGCUGGAAAAAAUGUGGAGAAAGCUUCUAUCAUUGCAAGUGGGGUCGAGGAUAUAAUAGAGAGAAAGCAUGAAGAUCCAGACUCAGAUUGUCUCGGCUUACGGAAGAGUAAGGGUGAUAACGUAAAGAUUCUGGAUGGACCAAUUGAUUCUGGAUAUAACAAGGAAAUUGAAUCGGCUUCAUCGCUUUCGCCUGUUUUGGAAGAUACUGAAGAGAUAAAGGGAAGAGGAAAUGAAGAAGAAGAGAAAGAAGACGAAAAGGGAGAGAAAUACAAUGGUAAUUUGAUUAACGUUGUCACUGAGUCUAUCGACUUCACGGGACACAAUGGUGGAUCUAUUGAUAAGAACAGGUCUCUGAUAUUUAAAAAAACACGAUCAUUUGAUUUUGGUGAUAAGGAUGAUAAGAAAGUGAUUUUUGAUAACGAAGAUAUUAUGGUGAAGGGUUUGAUCGGUGAGAGUCUGCCAGAAUUAUCUAGGGAGUAUGACAAGAUCGUGCAGAAUGUUCAAAGAUUGGUUGGAGUUGAAGAUGAGAAAUUGAGAGUUAGCACAAACGAAACUUUUGAUUUUGGAAAAGGAAUUACUAAGGAAGCGGAGGACGAUAAUUUUAAGAGAAUCAAAACUGAAGAAUCUGUUGGUAGUGAGGAGACUGGUAGGGUAAGUGAUGUCACUAAAGAAAGGACAAAGCAGGAUAGCGGAGGAGAAAAAAUUUUGAAAAAUAUUUCAAGAAAUGGUGGAAUUGAAAAUAAUUUACGAAAGAGAGAAGAUGACGAAGUUUUGAGUACGGAAAAUGUCAGUCCACCGUCAGACACCAAGGAAUCCGAUACUCGUAAAAGAUUUAUUAAAAUUUCGAGCUCUUGGGAAACAAUGAAUUCCACUGAUAAUGAGAAUAUCGAAAAGAUUCAAUUUUAUCCACUUAAGGGAACUACUGUGAACUAUCAACAAACUACCUUCAAGCCCAUCCUAGCCGAGGAGCUGCGUAGGAAACUGGAGCAUCCCGAAGAAGAGGUACAGUAUCUGCCAAUGGAGUCCCGGAGUCCAGGGACGCAGAUAGAAAAUAAAAAUCAACAGUCGAAAGGUGAAGAUUUCGAGCCGAGCGAAGAAGACGUAAUGGCGGCUGUGAAUUUUGGAAUUCGAGCUAUGAAGAAUCUCUACCAAGUCAAAGAACCUGCACUAUAUUCAAUGGGUCUCUUUUUAAACCCUGACAAUCCGGCACGUUACGUAGCAGCUUUCAAUGAUCAAACACCGGAAGCAAAAGAAUUGGCAAAAUACGGAUACGCCGCUUUGGUUGGUGUCAAAAAGUUUAUAAGCAAAAAUCCUAAUAUUUCAAGAGGAAUAGACAUGCUAAGAGCCAAUAGACGUUUUUCACUUCAAAGGCAAUGCCCUCAGAGAGGAACGCCGGAAUGUCCUCCAGCUAGUUUGAGAUACAGAACAGCCGAUGGAAGCUGUAACAAUCUUCAAAAUUUAUGGUGGGGUUCUGCCAUGUCCACGAUGCAAAGAUUAUUGCCUGCAUUUUACGAUGACGGAAUACAGUCAGUGCGGAGAUCAAUAACAGGAAAAAGUCUUCCAAGUGCUCGAAAAAUAUCUGACUUGAUUCACGAGGAUCGAGACGUUCCAAGUCCGUCGAUUACACACAUGCUGAUGCAAUGGGGUCAAUUUAUAGACCACGACAUUACAGCCACUGCUCAGACCAGAGGAUUUAACGGAACAGUACCGCAAUGUUGCGUCGGUCGUGGAGAUGAUUUUCAGCCGCCAGAAUUUAUGCAUCCAGAAUGUCUGCCGAUCAGGGUAUCACCUAGGGACGGAUUCUAUGGUCGAUUUAAUAUACGAUGUCUUGAGUUUGUAAGAAGUGGUCCAGCACCUAGAGAAGAUUGUGGUUUUGGACCUAGAGAGCAGCUUUCCCAGGUGACGAGCUAUAUAGAUGCUUCCACUGUGUACAGUAGCAACGCCAGAGUCAGUGACAGUCUCAGACUAUUCCGCAAUGGAUUAUUAAAGUAUGGCAAACUACAGUCUAGGAAGCCCCUUUUACCCAGACAGAAUCUUCUGAAUGAUCUUUGCCAAAGAGGAUCCUUAGCUACUGAUUGCUUCAUGGCUGGUGAUGGUCGCGCUGUUGAACAACCAGCACUUACAACACUCCAUGUUGUUUUUCUUAGACAACACAAUAGGAUUGCCACAGAAUUGGCAGCUCUGAAUCCGCACUGGAGUGACGAAAAGUUGUAUCAGGAAACUAGGAGGAUAAUAAUAGCACUUAUGCAGCAGAUUACUUACAGAGAAUUUUUGCCAGUGGUUCUCGGUAGGGCAGUCAUGGAGAACUUUGAUCUAGAUAUUCAUAAUAAGGGUUACUUCGAUGGUUACGAUCCAUCCAUUAAUCCAAACGUAAUUAAUUCCUUCGCCACCGCUGCAUAUCGUUUUGGCCAUUCUCUUGUCCAGCCAAGUUUUGUUAGAUUUGAUAGCAGACAUCGUCCAAUACCAAAUAAUGUUUCUAUCCACGAUGAGUUCAGUAAUCCGAUAAACCUGCAGACUGCAGGAUCAGUGGAUAGAUUGCUCUUGGGAUUGGUCAAUCAACCAUCUCAAACGAGAGACGAGUUCAUAACUGAGGAGCUGACGAAUCAUCUUUUCCAAACACCAAAUUUUCCAUUUGGUAUGGACCUGGCUUCCUUGAAUAUACAAAGGGGUCGUGAUCACGGGAUUCCUCCUUAUGUGAACUGGCGCGAACCAUGUGGUCUCAGUCCCAUCAGGAACUGGGAAGAUCUGAAGCGAGUGAUGCCGACAUCUUUAGUUAGAAAGUUUUCGCAGGUUUAUGUGUCUGUGGAGGACAUAGACCUGUUUCCUGCUGGACUCUCCGAGUUUUCCGUUCCUGGUGGCCUCGUAGGACCCACCUUCGCAUGUAUCAUUGCUCAGCAAUUUAGCAAUCUACGAAAAGGAGACCGUUUCUGGUUUGAAAAUCCAGAUGCAGAAAACAGCUUCACUCCUGCACAGCUACAACAGUUGAGGAGAGUCACGUUGUCUCAGAUUUUGUGUAAAACAAUGGACAGCAUUGACACCAUUCAGCCAUUUGCAUUCCUGAUUGCUGAUGACUUCAGGAACAGUAGAUUGCCCUGUGAGAGUGCACUGAUUGGCAAUCUUGAUCUGAAACCUUGGAUGGAGAGAAUCUCUGGAAGAACGAACAGCCGGGAAGAGGCUGAAGGUAUCUCUGCUGAGUCGAAGAACAACGAGAAGAGCUUUUUAGCUAUCUUCAAACCAAUCAAGACUAAUAUACAUCAGCACAACAAGAUCUCCGUAAAGCGUCCUCUGGGCUCACAUGAGAAUCUCACUAUUGUUGUUCAAAAUAAUGCUGUCAACUCACCGGUAUUUGUGAACGAUGCUUUUUCAGGAAGCAACUUUCAAUUUACACAGCAGACAACACCUGGCUCACAGAAACCUAGUAAACCAUCUCCGGGACAUGGAAGUUUUGACAGUACCAGUAAACCGUUCCAUCAAGGAAGUUAUGGUCAAUCUGAAAUUCCAUCAGGGAUACCAAGACCUAUACAGAGUCAUCGUCCAAGUGGACCAUAUAUCCCACACAGCUUUAACGAUCCCAGUAAUCCAAAUCCUCCAAAUUAUGGAUUUGUCACAAAACCUCUUAGUGAACAUAUAUCCAGUGAUGUAUUUUUUGACCCUCUUACAACCUCUACCAGCAGUCCAACUCUUUACACCUACUACACGACAUUCAAACCUAGACCUACAAGACCUUCCAAACCUGUUAAUCAACACGAUGAUCCCAAACCAGGUUAUCCACAAGGUAGUAUCGGUUAUCAGGAUGAAAUUUCGAGACCACUCUACGGAAGCUCUAGACCACCUCACGGUAGUUCUAGACCAACUGGAGGAUCAUGGUCAUCCAGCACACCACAGUAUGAUAGUCACAGUCAUUCACCAGGUACUGACUCGACAUGGACCCAUAAACCAGUGUAUGGUGGAUGGAGUUCUGAAGAACCCUGGUCCAAUAAACCAAUCAGUCAAAGUGAUUCUCAUGGUUGGACGAAUAUACCUUCCUAUCAAAACAGACCUAGUGGUAGACCCACGGUGCAGAGUGAUCCAAAUAAUUGGUCAGAUAAUCCAAAUGGACAGAAUAAACCAAUUCCAUCAAGACCUCAAUAUUGGUCUGAAUAUGGAGGUUCUACAACAAGAUAUCCAUCAACAGCAAAUAGGUAUCCAUCAACAACCAGCAGAUAUCCAUCCACUACAAGUCGAUAUCCAAGUGGCAAUUUUUACUACGAUCAAACUUUCCAAAUACAAAAUGCUCAGGCGAAUAUAAAUCCGCGUCCGCUGAAAACACAAAGUGUCACCAUCGUAACGGAAACGGAUGAGGCUGUUCAUUACACUGAAAACAAACGUUACGGUUUCGGAAACAAGAACAAUGUCAAGAUUGAAAUUCCAAGGCCGCUGAUAGCCGAGCACAAGGACGAUGAUGUCGAAUUGUUCGAGAGAAAUGAGCGUAGACGACCUGGACAGUAUUAUUACGAAAAGAAUGUCCUCCAUCGUUAUCCUGACAUGACGUCAGUUAAUCAAACAAAUUUUAACCAGAACAAAACUCAAUAUUAUCAUCAUGAAAAAAAUGACGAUUCGGUUCCUUACAAGAACGAAGGUCAGCAUAUGACGUAUGAUGAUGACGAGGACGAGGAUGUUCCAUUGCCUGACUUACUUGAUGAGAAUGAUGAUGAUCAAUCGUAUCAGGGUAAAAUAAUGUUUGAUAGUAAAUAUCAAAUUGAGCAUCUAAAUGACAACAGGCAGUUGCAAUUUUCGGUAAAUUCUGUUACUAAAGCUCACAUUGUUCAAGAGGAGGUCAAACUUACUACUACUGCUACGAUCAUUUUGGACGAUGAUGAUAAAAACGAUGGUUCCAAGGAUCGAGCAUCCGAGGAUUAUAAUAAUUAUGAAGAGGCUGACGACGAUCUCAAAGGAGCUUAUUCUGAUAAUAUCAGGAGCGUCAUUAAGAAUUUUAACAGAUCAACGCAGCGCAGAAAAAUGUCGAAGACGACGUCGAGUGUCGAAGACUCAAAAAUGGCGUCGAGUGAAUUCACGAGUGCCAAGGAAUCGUCGAAUAACGUUAGAAGACAGGGAACUUAGGCUUCGCCGAUAAUCUUCCUGUUUCAAUGACUGUUAAAUAGUAGAACAUUAUAUAUUAAUUUAACUCCAAGAUUACUCGUACAUAAUAUUUAAUUCGAAUAUUUGUUGUCUACCAGUGAUCCGUGAUCAAUGGAAAUAACCAUAAAUCGAUUAAUCGCAUUCCUAGUACAGCUGUUAUCUCAUGAAAUUACUGAGCGGCAAACCAGAAUCGAAUUGUUAUUUAUUUUUUUUGCUUCCAGACACUUCACUAGUCUUAUGUAUCUCAUUACUAGUUAUCUAGAGUCCGACCUGAUUUAUUAUUUCGAAAGCAACUUCGUACUGCAAACGUAAUAAUUUUCGAGAGCAGCACUCGAGUCGAAGUGUCUAAGUACAUACUAGGUAUAAUUGCCAUUGGGAAUUCUAUGAAAUAAGCAACGAAUCUCAUAUUAGAAAAUUCCUUUUGGACGGAGUAGCCAGUGAACGCACGUAGAUAAUUUAAUCAGGAUUAUAUAAUGUUCAUAAAAAUUCCAAUAACCUACAUACCAGUAGCAAUAAUUAAGCAUAGUCCAACAAUCAGAUUUACAUGACUUCCCUGUAAAAAGAAUUUUGUUAAGCGUUUAUAAUACGAAAGAAAUAUUCUUCGCGUCUACAACAAUGAAAGAUGUAUUAGUUAUUUACAAUUACGAAUAUUAUUAAUAUAAUUUUUAUUAUAAUAUUGUGACUCGUGCCCGACCUAAUACCAGACUUCAGAAAUAGUGUUAGUACUUCCUGACCAAAGUACCACGGUCUGACAGUAAAUAUAGACUGGUGCAGCUUGCUCGAAUUAUGCUCGGCACGUCGCGGCAGCUUCUGUUUCUAAGCAAAUAAUAUCAUGAAAAUGGCCUAAUUGAACUCGUUGCUCCAAAUCUUGUAUUACAGCUGAGAGCAGGAGAGAGAGGGAGAGAGAAGGAGAGAGAAAUAGUCGGUGAAUGUUUUAAUGAAAAAAGGGAGAAAAAAUGGGACAUCUCACAUGACGUCCAUUACGUGUGCUUUUGUCACGAUUCCUUUUUGUUCACGUAUACAUAUAAUGCAGCUCUCGUUGCAAACGUUGCAUUUCUCUAUGCAACGUUAGAUGCACUUUUUAAAGUGUUUCAUAUUCUACGUGUACAACUUUGUGCAUGUAUAAAGUCGAUGCUUCAUAGUCGGGUGGGUUAUAUAAAACGAUGAAUUUUUAACUAUCAAUUUACUUCAUACCGAUUAGCCUUAACAGAGCGUCACGUGUUACUUUAUGUGACUAGUAUUGAUUUUCAAAAGAAUUUGAACUUUGAGUAACAGUUAUUCAUGAAUAUUAUGAAUAUAUUGAUUUUUUUGAAAUCGCACCAUGUUCUUUUUUUAAUAUACAAAAUUUUUUAAUUUUACAUUAAUCAUUAAAAUCUUAACGUAUUUUCGCUUGGAAUUCAAGUCAUUUGAAUUUGUCUGAGUGGAAUUCAAAGAGCGUAGCCUAGUUAAGAGAACUUUGAAUCUUCCUCGAAGUCUCGUUGACGGGUGUCGACUAUUUUAAGAUCCGCAAGUUUCUGACUCACGAGUCAACGAACGAUGCAUAAAUUGUUACGUUCGGAGAUACAUUUGGUGUCGAAGAUGCAGGAUGGAAUUUCAGGAAGUUUAUCGCCUAAGAAUUGUCUUUUUGUGAAUCACGAUAGUGACGUCAAGCGAAUCACAAUAUACAUAUAAGAAUCUUAUAAACAAAAUCAUUUGCCAACGAUAAUAAUCGCUGACGAACCACUACUGAUUGAAUAAUAUGGUUGGCAUGAUAAUGCUGGAUAAGCACAGAUAACGUAUUAUCAUUGAAUUGUAUAGAUUGUUCGAUAUACCAGCUCUUGUACCAUGUCGAGUGAUUGGAUCGAUUUGAUACCAGAUAAAAAGCAUGAAUGAUUUAUUUUAGUUGUGAUAUUUAUAGAAUUAUAUUUUCAUAUCAAUUCUUAUCAUAAACGUCAAUAAAAGUAACGGGCGAUUUUUUUAUCAAUUGAUAGUGCACAUUUAUAAAUUAUACAGAUAUAAUGAAAACAAUAGAAGAAAAAAUUAGAAUUAUUUUUUCAUAUUUACACAUUUCCGUAAGUUAUCGAUUUUAAAAAUUGGGCAUUCGUCGUCCACGUGUACGUAUUUUCGUGAAAUUUCGUUUAACCCAAUUAUCCCCAGUGAAUUCCUGCCGCGCGAAUACGUCAGGCCGUGCGAUUUCGCAUAUGAUUUAUCUUUGAAAACGGAGUCGAAUGUCGUACAAGUAGAAACAAGUUCGCACUGUCUGAAACCUUUCACCUGGUCGAAAAUUAGAAAGCCGUUAGAGCAGCCAUUGCUCUCAAAGGCGCAGGCGCACCCUCUUUUCCUCGAGGGAUAAAUUUACGUGAAUAUUCAAACGAGGAAGAUAGUUGGUGCGUUAAGGUAUUACUACGGAUCGAAAAAUAAGAAAAUUUUCAAUGUAAGAUUUGAACAAUCCAGCGUCAACUUUUGACCUCGGAAAUACUCGAAAUCUGAUGAGUGAAUCGUGUUAAGAAUUUGUAGAGAGAUGUACUGCUAUACAAAUUAGACGUAAAACAAAUUUCAGCUCGAUUUCGCGGUUUUGAGUUUACCGUAGUAAUACCUUAAGGAAUGAUCGACAAAUCAUUUGUGCCUCAGGCUCUGCUAACCUAUGUGCGUAAACACUUGGCUCGAGAAUAUCGCUGCUUCUGGUUUACGGGGUCAGCUGUGAAGAGCAAAAGGAAAUUCAAGUCGGGUCGAACGAUCGUAAUGCAGUUUUCGAUGUCACGACCUGGUUUUGUACUACGCGCUUCGACUUAUCUGGAGACGACAAGGCGUCCGUGGCGUCGGGACGCAGUAACAGAGUUCAUCAAUCAUCAUGCAUCGUGGUCAACAAAGCAGGAUUUUGUUAUCGACAAAGAUUUCUCUUAUGAUCAACUACAAGAGGAUACCACAAACAAAUAAAAAUCUGUAAGCAUC
Molecule: messenger RNA, 8592 nt
Organism: Cephus cinctus (wheat stem sawfly)
Lineage: Eukaryota; Metazoa; Arthropoda; Insecta; Hymenoptera; Cephidae
Exons: 13
Coding region: 973-5643 (1556 amino acids)
Biological process (GO): response to oxidative stress
Molecular function (GO): peroxidase activity; heme binding
Source: RefSeq, a predicted model, not a curated record